Candida tropicalis MYA-3404 is the source of this 1770-nucleotide messenger RNA. RefSeq names its product putative ferric-chelate reductase. NCBI's taxonomy places the organism in Eukaryota, Fungi, Ascomycota, Pichiomycetes, Serinales, Debaryomycetaceae. Gene Ontology annotation, cellular component: plasma membrane. The coding region runs from base 1 to 1770 and encodes 589 amino acids. The record is from RefSeq and is a predicted model, not a curated record. Gene Ontology annotation, molecular function: ferric-chelate reductase activity. The transcript has a single exon. Gene Ontology annotation, biological process: iron ion transport; copper ion import; intracellular iron ion homeostasis.
AUGUUUUCCAAAAGAAGUGUAACUUAUAACGGAUUAGAUUGUUUGGCAGACAUGUCAGAUCCAAGAUAUAAAGAGUACAAAAUGCAACUGCAAGCAGAAAUCAGUUGGAUGAGUCAAACCAAAUAUGCCAAAUAUACUGUUUAUUUUGGUGUUUCAACUAUAUUUCUUGCAACCAUUAAACAUCUUUACUAUAGAUAUAGAGAUUUAAGAUAUAAAUCUAAACAAUCUUCAAAUACUGGAACUUCUUUAAUCGAUGUGUUUACUUCAUAUUGCCGUUAUUUUGGUUACAAACAAGUACCUGAAUGGUUGGUAUUCUUUUCUGUUCCAAAUUCAAUUAGUUCUGCCCUGUAUAUGUUUUUAUCGUCACUUUAUUUAUUCUGUUAUUGUUUAGUUCCUCAUUUUUGGUAUAGAGGCUGUGCUGGAUUUGGAUCUCCUCCAUUAGGUGUAAGAGCAGGGUUAAUGGCUACUGCAUUGACGCCUUUCAUUUAUGUCUUGGCUGGUAAAUCAAAUGCUAUUACAUUGUUAACAGGAAUAAGUUAUGAAAAAUUAAAUACUUUCCAUCAAUAUGUUGGUGUUGCUGCUUUUGUAUUGGGUAUUAUUCAUACUAUUCCAUUUGUUCAUCAAUCAUUAGCUGAAGGUGGAGCAAAUCGUCUUCAUCAAAGGUUUUCUAAUGAAUUUUCAUACUAUAGUGGUAUUCCACCAUUGAUUCUUUUGGGUUUGUUGUGCAUUUUAUCAAAAGCAUGUAUCAGAAAAUAUGUUUAUGAAUUAUUUUUACAUGCUCAUUGGAUGAUGGGUAUUGCUUAUUUUGGUACAUUGAUAUGGCAUAUUGAUUCUUUGUUAAAUGCAGAUGAUUAUAUGUGGGGUGCUUUAGCAUUUUGGGCAGCACAAAUAUUAUAUAGAAUUUUGUUAAAAACCGCAUUUAAACCAAGUUCAAUGUUUUUAAGAUCACGUGAAGCAAGUUUGGAGAAAAUUGGUGAUGGUGUUUAUCAAGUAAUUGUUGCAAAUACUAAAGGUAUUUCAUGGUCACCAGGUCAGCAUUGUUUUCUUAGAUUUGUUGGUGUUAGAAUCCUUGAUAGUCAUCCGUUUUCUAUUGCUUCCAUGAAGGAAAAUCCCAGUGGUAUGAAAUUUAUCAUUAGAGCUCAAAAUGGGUUGACUAAAUCACUUUAUAAAGAAUUGGAUAAACAAAUAAUAACAAAUAAAAAGGUAUAUAUUGAUGGUCCAUAUGGUGGUACUUUUAGAAAUCCAAAGGCAUUUGAAAAAGUUGUAUUGGUAGCAUCGGGUACUGGUGUCACUGCUACAUUACCAUUUUUAACAUAUUUAACCUCCGGUGAAGCUAACACCAUAGUGAAGAAGGUAUCAUUUGUUUGGAUUGUUAGAAAAUUGCAAGAUAUAAAUUGGAUUAGAUCUGAGUUGUUGGAAUGUCAGAAGUUAGCUGGGAAUAAAGUAGAUAUUCAAAUUCAUGUUGUUGAAGAUGGUAAUCCUGUUACUGAAACCAAAGUAGAUUUGGAGAAAGAAAUCUCAAGUGAAUCGAGUCAUGAUUCAUAUGAUGAAUUUUCUGUUAAUUUUGGAAAACCAUCAGUAUCUGCUAUAUUAAAAUCGAUGAUUGGUGGAUUUUCUAAUAGAAACAUGAUUGUUUGUUCAGGUAGUGAUUCAAUGAAACGAGAAGUCAGUCAAACUGUUUCUGAACUCCAAGCUUUAGUAUUCAACAAUGAUAGAUAUACUUCCAACGUUGAGGAAAUUUACUUACAUACUGAAAGUUUUUCCUGGUAA